This is a messenger RNA of Ochotona curzoniae (black-lipped pika), 3503 nucleotides long. It is a transcript of the gene IPO4, whose product is annotated as importin 4. Bases 49 to 3291 code for a protein of 1080 amino acids. Gene Ontology annotation, molecular function: small GTPase binding; nuclear import signal receptor activity. Gene Ontology annotation, biological process: protein import into nucleus. The record is from RefSeq and is a predicted model, not a curated record. Gene Ontology annotation, cellular component: nucleus; cytoplasm. The transcript has 30 exons. Lineage: Eukaryota; Metazoa; Chordata; Mammalia; Lagomorpha; Ochotonidae.
CCCUCCCCUCUUCCUUCCCGGCCCGGUAGCGGCAGCUCCGCUGCUGCCAUGGAGCCCGCCGGCCUGGAGCAGGUCCUGCGAGAGCUGCUGCUGCCUGACACCGAGCGCAUCCGCCGGGCCACCGAGCAACUCCAGAUCGCUCUGCGGGACCCCGCGACCUUGCCGGUGCUAUGCGACCUGCUGGCCUCCUCAGCCGACCCUCAGAUCCGCCAGUUCGCCGCUGUGCUGAUCCGUCGGCGGCUGAUGACCCGCUGGCGACGGCUGGCAACCGAGCAGCGGGAGAGCCUCAAGGCCCUGGUCCUGGCAGCCCUGCAGAAGGAGACCGUGCACUCCGUCAGCCUGGGCCUAGCCCAGCUCGUGGCCACCAUCUUCCGCAAGGAAGGCCUGGCAGGCUGGCCUCAGCUCCUGCAGCUGCUCCAGCAUAGCACUCACAGCCCACACCUCCCAGAGAGAGAGAUGGGGCUCCUGCUGCUGAGUGUGGUGCACACCUCACGACCCGAGGCCUUCCAGCCUCACCACCGGGAGCUGCUUCGGCUUUUGAACGAGAGCCUGAGCGAGCUGGGCUGCCCCGGCGUGCUCUUCUACUCCCUGCGCACACUGACCACCAUGGCGUCCUACCUCAGCACGGACGAUGUGCCUCUGGCCCGGAUGUUGGUGCCCAAGCUCCUCACGGCUGUGAAGACCCUGAUCCCCAUAGAUGAGGCCAAAGCCUGUGAAACUCUGGAAGCCCUGGAUGAGCUGCUGGAAUCGGAGGUGCCCGUCAUCACCCCUCACCUUGCUGAAGUCCUCACCUUCUGCCUGGAGGUGGCUGGAAACGUGGCUUUGGGGGAUGCAAUACGUGUGCGUAUUCUUUGCUGUCUCACUUUCUUGGUCAAAGUCAAGAGCAAGGCCUUGCUGAAGAAUCGCCUCCUGCCACCCUUGCUGCAAACCCUCUUCCCUAUCAUGGCUGCCGAGCCGCCCCUGGGCCAGUUGGAUCCUGAGGACCAGGAUGAAGAAGAGGAAGAGUUGGAGAUAGGGCUGACAGGGGAGACGCCCAAACACUUUGCUGUGCAGGUCGUGGACAUGCUGGCACUGCACCUGCCCCCCGAGAAGCUUUGUCCCCAGCUGAUGCCCAGGCUGGAAGAAGCCCUGCAGAGCGAGAACCCGUACCAGCGCAAGGCUGGCCUCCUCGUGCUGGCCGUGCUAUCCGAUGGAGCUGGUGACCACAUCAGGCAGAGAUUACUGCCCACCCUGCUGCCCAUCGUGUGCAGAGGCCUGCAGGACUCCUCACAAGUGGUGCGCAAUGCCGCGCUGUUCGCCCUGGGCCAGUUCUCAGAGAACCUGCAGCCACAUAUCAGCAGCUACUCCGGGGAGGUGAUGCCGUUGCUCCUGGCCUACUUGAAGUCGGUGCGUCCUGGGCACACACAGCACCUAGCCAAGGCCUGCUAUGCCCUGGAGAACUUUGUGGAAAACCUUGGGCCCAAAGUGCAGCCCUACCUCCCGGAGCUGAUGGAGUGCAUGCUGCAGCCCCUCGGGAGCCCCAGCAGCCCCCGUGCCAAGGAGCUGGCCGUGAGCGCUCUAGGAGCCAUUGCCACAGCCGCCCAGGCCUCCCUACUGCCCUAUUUUCCCACCAUCAUGGAACACCUGCGGGGGUUCCUGGUGACAGGCCACGAGGAUCUCCAGCCUGUGCAGACCCAGAGUCUCGAGACGCUGGGGGUGCUGGCGCGAGCAGUGGGGGAGCCCAUGAGGCCCUUGGCUGAGGAAUGCUGCCAGCUCGGGCUGGGCUUGUGUGACCAAAUAGAUGACCCUGACUUGAGGCGUUGCACGUACAGUCUGUUUGCAGCCUUAUCAGGGCUGAUGGGUGAGGGCCUGGCCCCCUACUUGCCACAGAUCACCACCCUCAUGUUGCUGUCCCUGCGUUCCACUGAGGGCAUUGUGCCUCAGUAUGAUGGAAGCAGCUCCUUCCUUCUGUUCGAUGACGAGAGUGACGAGGAGGAAGAGGAGGAGCUCAUGGAUGAAGAUGAAGAAGAGGAUGAUGACUCGGAGAUCUCGGGGUACAGUGUGGAGAAUGCUUUCUUUGAUGAGAAGGAGGAUGCCUGUGCUGCCCUGGGGGAGAUCUCGCUGAAUACCAGUGUGGCCUUCCUCCCGUACAUGGAGAGUGUCUUUGAGGAAGUGUUCCGGCUGCUGGAGUGCCCUCACCCAAAUGUCCGCAAAGCCGCCCAUGAGGCACUGGGCCAAUUCUGCUGCGCGCUGCACAAGGCCUGUCAGAGGUGCCCGUCGGAACCUAACACUGCUGCUCUGCAGGCCGCCCUGGCCCGGGUGAUGCCAUCCUACAUGCAGGCAGUGAGCAAGGAGCGGGAACGCCAGGUGGUGAUGGCCGUGCUGGAGGCCCUAACCGGGGUGCUGCGCAGCUGCGGGUCCCUCUCGCUGCAGCCCCCCGGGCGCCUGGCCGAGCUCUGCACCAUGCUUAAGGCCGUGCUGCAGAGGAAGACAGCCUGUCAGGACUCAGAGGAGGAAGAAGAGGAGGAGGAGGAUCAGGCUGAGUACGAUGCUAUGUUGCUGGAGCACGCCGGAGAAGCCAUCCCUGCCCUGGCAGCCGCCGCUGGCGGGGACACCUUUGCACCCUUCUUUGCCGGCUUCUUGCCCUUGCUGCUGUCCAAGACGAAACAGGAUUGCACGGUAGCCGAGAAGUCCUUCGCAGUCGGGACCCUGGCGGAGGCCAUCCAGGGCCUAGGCGCUGCAUCAGCCCAGUUUGUGUCCCGGCUGCUGCCUGUGCUUGUCAACAGCGUGCGGGAGGCAGACCCAGAGGUGCGGAGCAACGCCAUCUUUGGGCUGGGAGUGCUGGCAGAGCAUGGGGGUCGCCCUGCUCAGGAAUACUUCCCCAAGCUCCUGGGGCUGCUUUUACCCCUCCUGGCGCGGGAGCGACAGGAUCGUGUCCGUGACAACAUCUGUGGGGCACUUGCCCGCCUGCUGAUGGCCAGUCCCACGAGGAAACCAGAGCCUCAGGUGCUGGCCGCCCUGCUGCACGCUCUGCCAUUGAAAGAGGACUUGGAGGAGUGGGUUACCGUGGGACGCCUUUUCAGCUUCCUGUACCAGAGCAGCCCUGACCAGGUUGUGGAUGUGGCUCCCGAGCUGCUGCGUAUCUGCAGCCUCACUCUGGCAGAAAACAAGAUCCCACCAGACACCAAGGCCGCCAUGCUGCUGCUGCUAACAUUCCUGGCCAAGCAGCACGUGGACAGCUUCCACACAGCCCUGGGCUCGCUGCCAGCCGACAAGGCGCAGGAGCUGCAAGCCCUGCUGGGCUUCACCUAGAGCACAGCCAGGCCAGGCCAGCAAGAACAGAGCCUGCCCAGGCACCAGCCCCAGCCCGCUCAGCCCACUUCCAGCCUUCACCUUACCAAAGAGUUCGGGACUGCCUCUGGAGUCGGCAGUGUCUGCUGCCCCAUAGGGCAUCCCUGGAGCUGGCCUCAUCGCAGUGGAGGCAUGACACCAGACUUUAAUAAAGGUUGCUUGUUUUCUGCUGG